Rhodotorula toruloides NP11 is the source of this 1305-nucleotide messenger RNA. RefSeq names its product acyl-CoA dehydrogenase. Gene Ontology annotation, molecular function: oxidoreductase activity, acting on the CH-CH group of donors; flavin adenine dinucleotide binding. NCBI's taxonomy places the organism in Eukaryota, Fungi, Basidiomycota, Microbotryomycetes, Sporidiobolales, Sporidiobolaceae. The transcript is spliced from 11 exons. The record is from RefSeq and is a predicted model, not a curated record. The coding region runs from base 1 to 1305 and encodes 434 amino acids.
AUGACAUUCGGAUCACUCGUACCGUUCGCAGAACCCGCCCACUGCAGGGACCUCCCAUCGCCGUACUACAACGAGUCGCACGACAGGCUCAGGAAGGCAGCACGCGAAUGGGCCGAAGAGCACAUCAUGGACGUCGCCUACGAGUGGGAAGAGGAGAAAAAGUCGGUCGACCCGGCCGUGUACCAGCAAGCAGCCAAGGACGGCAUCGUCACCUGCCUCGCAUUCGGCACCAAGAUCCCCAAGAAAUGGGCCAAGCCGGACGGAACCGUCUUUGGCGGCGUCAAGGUCGAGGAGUGGGACGGGUUCCACGACGCGAUCCUCAUCGACGAGCUCCACCGCAACGGCUCGCUCGGCGUCGGUCAAGGCCUCUUUGGCGGUCUCCAAAUCGGCUGCCCGCCCAUCUACCACUUUGGCUCGCAGGAGCUCCAGGACCGCGUCCUCCCCGACAUCCUCAGCGGCAAGAAGCGUGUUUGCCUAGCCAUUACGGAGCCCAAUGCGGGAAGUGACGUCAAGAACCUCUCGACCGAGGCCAAGUUGUCCGAGGACGGGAAGCACUUUAUUGUCAACGGGACGAAGAAGUGGAUCACGAACGGGAUCUACUCGGACUACUUCACCGCGGCCGUCCGCACCUCUGGCAAAGCAGGCGACACGCACGGGAUCUCGUUCCUCCUGAUUCCCAACACUGAGGGCGUCACGCGUCGUCGCAUGUACAUGAGCGGUCAGCACUGUGCGGGGACCACGUUCUUGUCGUUCGAGGACGUCAAGGUACCCGUGGAGAACUUGAUCGGCGAGAAGGACAAGGGGUUCAAGAUGAUUAUGACGAACUUCAAUCACGAACGAGUCAUGGUGGCACUGGUGGGCCACAGGCUCGCGCGCGUCUGCAUCGAGGACGCCUUCUCGCACGCCUCUCGCCGCGUCGUCUUCAAGAAGAAACUGCUCGAGUCCGAGGUCAUCCGGAACAAGCUCGCCCACAUGGCGCGAGUCGUCGAGGCUCAGCAGGCUUGGAUUGAGUCCAUCAUCUACGCCUCGCAGAACCUCUCGCACGAGGAGGGCAACAAGCGACUCGGCGGCAUCACGGCGCUGCUCAAGGCUCAUGUGUCGAUCACGCUCGAAUUGGUCGCUCGCGAGGCGGUUCAGGUCUUCGGCGGACUCGGACACACGCGCGGAGGAGUUGGCGAGAGGGUCGAGCGGAUUCGGCGCGAUGUGAAGGGUGUCGCGAUCCCUGGGGGAAGCGAAGAGAUUAUGCUCGACUAUGGGGUCCGCAGUGAGGUCAAGCUCGCGCUGGGUCUCGGAGCAAAGAUGUAG